This is a messenger RNA of Phascolarctos cinereus (koala), 14159 nucleotides long. It is a transcript of the gene PRKDC, whose product is annotated as protein kinase, DNA-activated, catalytic subunit. Gene Ontology annotation, molecular function: protein binding; DNA-dependent protein kinase activity. The record is from RefSeq and is a predicted model, not a curated record. Gene Ontology annotation, biological process: double-strand break repair via nonhomologous end joining; telomere maintenance; intrinsic apoptotic signaling pathway in response to DNA damage. Lineage: Eukaryota; Metazoa; Chordata; Mammalia; Diprotodontia; Phascolarctidae. Gene Ontology annotation, cellular component: nucleus.
GUGAUUGGUCCCCGGCGGCUGGGCCGACCCGUGGCUGUGUUGUGCAGUUGCUGGGCCCUCCCGGUUUCUUCUCUGUGGCGGCGGCGACAGCGCCAUGUCUGGCUCCGCCGGCGGCGGGGGGCUGCAGGGCUCCCUGCUGCAGUUGCAGGAGCUGCUGUCUGGCGGGGACCCGGGCAGCGCCGGGCUGGCCGCCUACCACCUCAUCCGCGCCGUGGGCCAGGAGGGCGUGCUCUGCACCAGCCCCACCGUCCUGGCCUUACAGACUUCCUUGAUUUUUUCCAAGGAGUUUGGUUUACCUGUAUUUAUUCGAGAAUCUCUAAGCAUUGAAGAAUUUCGGGAUUGCAGAGAAGAAGCCUUAAAAUUUUUAUGCGUUUUUUUAGAAAAAAUUGGGCAGAAAAUUGAACCUUACUGUCUUGGAAUUAAGAGCUUGUGUACCAGUGUUUACACAAAAGAUAAAGCUGCAAAAUGUAAGAUUCCAGCCCUGGAGCUUCUUAUUGAGUUGCUCAAAACUUUACGAAGUUCUAGACAUUUGGAAGAAUUCCACCUUGGAGAACUCUUUAGCAAAUUCUAUGGAGAACUUGCUUUGAAAACAAAAAUAGCAGAUACAGUAUUAGAGAAGAUAUAUGAGCUCCUGGGAGUCUUAGGGGAAGAAGUACAUCCUAGUGUUAUGGUGAACAACUCGGAAAAACUCUUCCGUGCUUUCUUGGGUGAGCUAAAAACACAGAUGACUUCCACAACCAGAGAGCCCAAACUCCCUGUGGUAGCAGGAUGCCUGAAGGGAUUGUCGUCACUUAUGUAUAACUUCACUAAAUCUAUGGAUGAAGAUCCUCAGAUGUCAAAGGAAAUUUUUGAUUUUGCACUGAAGGCCAUCAGCCCUCAGGUUGAUCUGAAGAGAUAUGCUGUGCCUUUAGGUGGUUUGCGCUUAUUCACUUUACAUGCAUCUCAGUUUAGCACCUGCCUUUUGGACAACUAUAUUUCCUUAUUUGAAAUAAUGUCAAAGUGGUGUGGCCAUACACAUGGAGAACUGAAGAAAGCUGCACAUUCAGCCUUAGAUUCCUUUCUUAAACAGGUUUCUUUAAUGGUGGCCAAAGAUGCAGAAGCUCACAAGAGCAUACUUCGGUACUUCACAGAACAGUUCUAUGGAAUCAUCAGAAAUGUGGAUUCAACUAGCAAGGAGUUAUCCAUUGCCAUUCGAGGAUAUGGGCUAUUUGCAGGACCUUGUAAAGCUAUAAAUGCAAAGGAUGUUGACUUCAUGUAUAUUGAGCUCAUUCAGCGCUGUAAACAAAUGUUCCUCACUGAGACAGAUACUGUAGAGGACCACAUGUAUCAGCUCCCAAGUUUUCUCCAAUCUAUUGCAAGCAUCUUACUUCACCUUGAUACAGUUCCUGAGGUAUAUACUCCAGUUCUUGAGCGUCUGAUAGUGGUGCAGAUAGACAGUUUUCCACAGUACAGUAUUAAAAUGCAAACAAUCUGUUGCCGAGCUAUAGUAAAAGUUUUUCUCGCCUUGGCAGAAAAAGGACCAGUCCUCUGGAAUUUUAUUAGUACUGUGGUGCAUCAGGGCUUAAUCAGAGUAUGUUCCAAACCAGUCAUCCUUCGAAAGGAGGCCCUUGGUAAAGAGGUUUCUGAGUCUGAAGAGUAUCCUACAUCAGGGGAGGUUAGAACAGGGAAAUGGAGAGUACCUACAUACAAGGAUUAUUUAGAGCUUUUCAGAAAUCUACUGAGCUGUGAUCAAAUGAAGGACUCUCUUCUAGCAGAUGAAACAUUUCUGUUGGUUAGUUCACCACUUCAGUCUCUGAAUCGUUUGCUGUAUGAUGAACUUAUAAAGUCAGUUUUGAAGAUUGUUGAGAAAUUAGAUCUUAAACUAGAAAAGCAGAAUGUCGGAGAUCAGGAGGAUGAGAAUGAAGCUAGUGGUGUAUGGGUAAUUCCAACCUCAGAUCCAGCUGCAAACUUGCAUCCUGCUAAACCUAAAGAUUUUACUGCCUUCAUUAAUCUGGUGGAGUUUUGCAGAGAAAUCCUUCCUGAGAAGCACAUUCAGUUUUUUGAACCGUGGAUAUACUCAUUUGGGUAUGAGUUGAUUUUGCAGUCUACACGGUUACCUCUCAUUAGUGGAUUCUACAAAUUACUUGCUGUUGCAGUAAGAAAUGCCAAAAAAUUAAGAUACUUUGAGGGACUAAGCCCAAAGAGUCACAAAAAAUCUCCUGAAGAUCCUGAAAAGUAUUCUUGUUUUGCGUUAUUUGCAAAGUUUGGGAAAGAGGUAUCAGUAAAAAUGAAGCAAUAUAAAGAUGAACUGUUAGCCUCCUGUUUGAACUUUGUACUGUGCUUGCCACAUGACAUCAUUGAACUGGAUAUUAAAGCUUAUGUUCCUGCAUUACAGAUGGCUUUUAAAUUGGGCCUGAGUUAUACCCCACUGGCAGAAGUAGGCCUGAAUGCCCUAGAAGAGUGGUCAUUGUACGUACCAAAACAUACAAUCCAGCCACAUUACAAAGACAUUUUACCUUGUCUUGACAGUUACUUGAAAACCUCAGCAUUAUCAGAUGAUAACAGAGAUAAUGGGGAAAUCACAGUGCUUUCUCGUGCAGCCCAGAAAGGGUUUAAUAAGGUUGUAGUAAAGCAUCUAAAAAAAUCAAAGACCAUCUUAUCAGAUGAAGAGAUGUCCUUGGAAGCUGUGAGAGCUCGAGUGAUUCGAGUGCUUGGAUCUCUGGGAGGACAAAUAAAUAGGAAUCUUGUUACAGCUGCUUCCUCAGAUGAAAUUAUGAAGAAGUGUUUGGCAUGGGAUUCAGAGAAGAAACUGAGCUUUGCAGUACCAUUUGCAGAAAUGAAGCCUGUAAUAUAUUUGGAUGUAUUUUUGCCUCGGGUCACAGAACUGGCUCUUUCGUCUAGUGACAGAAAAACUAAAAUUGCAGCCUGUGAACUGUUACAUAGCAUGGUUAUGUUUAUGUUGGGAAAAGCAUCUCAAAUACCUGAAGAAAUGGGUUCCCCACCCAUGCAUCAGCUAUAUAAGAAAACAUUUCCUGUGCUACUUCGACUUGCCUGUGAUGUAGAUCAGGUGACACGGCAGCUGUAUGAACCACUUGUCAUGCAAAUGAUUCACUGGUUCACCAACAACAAGAAGUUUGAAAGUCAGGACACAGUGACGUUACUAGAAACCAUUCUGGAUGGCAUAGUGGAUCCUGUUGACAGUACCUUGCGAGAUUUUUGUGGUCAGUGUGUUAGAGAGUUCUUAAAAUGGUCCAUUAAGCAAACACCACCUCAGCAGCAAGAGAGAAGUCCUGUGAACACUAAAUCACUCUUUAAGCGUCUGUACAGCUUUGCACUUCACCCCAGUGCUUUCAAGAGACUAGGAGCCGCACUUGCUUUUAACAAUAUCUAUAGAGAAUUUAGAGAAGAGGAGGCCCUUGUAGAACAGUUCGUCUUUGAAGCCUUAGUCAUUUAUAUGGAAAGUUUGGCCUUAACUCAUGCAGAUGAGAAAUCUUUAGGUACAAUUCAACAGUGUUGUGAUGCUAUUGAUCACCUGACGCGCAUAAUUGAAAAGAAGCACAUCAACUUAAAUAAGCCCAAAAAACGGCGCCUACCUCGCGGAUUUCCACCUGUUCAAACACUAUGUUUAUUGGAUCUCGUCAAGUGGCUUUUGGCACAAUGUGGACGCCCCCAGACAGAAUGCAGACACAAGUCCAUAGAACUGUUUUAUAAAUUUGUUCCUUUGCUUCCAGGCAACAGAUCUCCAUCUUGUUGGUUGACUGACAUUCUCAAAAAAGAAGACAUUUCUUUCCUCAUAAAUAGAUUUGAAGGAGCAGGUAUUGUUAGUGAUCAUUUGUCAGGAAUCUUGGCUCAACCUACCCUCUUUGAUUUGCAAGGACCCUUUUCUUUAAGAGCUGUUGUGCAGUGGAUGGAUAUGCUUUUAGCAGCUUUGGAGUGUUAUAAUACAUUUAUUGAAGAGAGAGCUGUCAAAGCACAAGAAAUAUUAGGUACAAAAGCAAAGUCUUCGUUUUUGAAAGCUGUGGGCUUUUUCUUGAAAAAUAUUGCUCUUCAUGAUAUUAGAGCAGCAGAAAAAUGCUUUGGCACUGGCAUGAAAGGCAAUGUGUUCAGCCCACAAGAAAGAGAAGAAUAUAAUUACAGCAAAUGUACAAUUGUGGUCAGAAUUAUGGAAUUUUCCUCAAUGCUUCUAAAUACUUGUCAGGAUGUCUGGAAGCUCCUUGAGAAGGAUUUACUUAACACUUACUUUAUGGAACUCUUAGUCAAAACAUUGUGUGAUCCAUCAAGUAUUGGCUUUAACAUAGCUGAUGUACAAGUAAUGAAUAAUCUUCCCAAUGUCUGUGUGAACCUUAUGAAAGCCUUAAAAAAAUCUCCAUAUAAGGAAUCUCUAGAAAUCAACAUAAAGAAAAGAAUAACUCCACAAAGCAUUGAAGUCAUUUGUGCUGUUGAUUUAUACAAUCCAGAUGCUCGAUUUGAUAGAGCUAAUCUGGUUUCUAUCCUGUCAGCAUGUAAACAGCUCCAUAAAGCAGGUCUUUUGCAUUCUACAGCAGAGUCUCAGGCUACAAAUCUGCCCCAUCCAAUUGGCUCUAAGCUCCUGUCUGUUGUUUAUAAAGGCAUUGCCCCUGGAGAUGAAAGGACUGCCCUUCCCUCAUUAGAAACCAGUAGUAAACGAUUGGCAAGUGGACUUCUGGAGUUGGCUUUUGCUUUUGGAGGAUUGUGUGAAGAGCUGGUGAAUCUUCUGUUGAAUACAGUGGUACUCUCUGUGCCACUCUCGGGAACAUCCCAGAAGAAUCUAAUCAGCUUCUUCCAUGGAGAAUAUUUCUAUAGCCUAUUCUCAGAAGUCAUCAACACUGAACUACUCAAAAAUCUUGAUACUGCUAUAUUACAGCUUAUGAAAUCAUCUGUGGAUAAUGCCAAAAUGGUGGGUGCCAUUUUGAAUGGUAUGUUAGAUGAGAGCUUCCGGGAUCGAGCUGUACGGAAGCAACAAGGAAUGAAAUUAGUGGCAACAAUUCUUCAAAACUGGAAGAAACUUGAUACAUGGUGGGCGAAAGAUUCUGCUCCAGAAAGCAAAAUGGCAGUUUUGACUCUGAUGGCUAAAAUUCUACAGAUAGACUCAUCUGUAUCUUUUAGUAUAAAUCAUGGAGCUUUCUUGGACGUCUUCACCACAUAUACCAGUUUAUUAGAUGAUCCAAAGUUGGGUCUGAAUUUAAAGGGUCAAGCUUUGAUCAUUCUUCCCUUCUUUACCAAUCUUACUGGGGAAAGACUUGAAGACCUGAAGCUUGCUCUUGAAAAGCUUGUGGCUUCCAAUUUCCCUAUGACAUCUCAUGAGUUUGUCUACGGAACUCUGAAGUACAACAACUAUGUAGACUGCACAAAAAAGUUUCUAGAUGCAUUGGAAUUAUCCCAGAGCCCUAUGUUAUUGCAAUUCAUGACAGAAAUUCUUUGUCGAGACCAGAAGCAUGUAAUAGAAGAAUUGUUUCAAACUACUUUCCAAAGGAUUUCUAGAAGGAGUAGUUGUGCCACACAAGUAGCUCUACUGGAUAUUGUGCACAGAAUGUUCCAGAAAGAUGAUCUUUCAAAUAUGACCCGCCUGGCAAUUGUGGAUCGCUGUCUUCUGACUCUUUUGUGGCAUUGCAGCUUGGCUGCUUUGCGGGAAUUCUUUAGUAGUAUUAUAGUGGAAGCCCUUGAUGUACUGAAGUCCAGAUUUAUAAAGUUUAGUGAAUCUACCUUUGAUACUCAAGUCACCAAAAAGUUGGGCUAUUAUAAGAUGCUUGAGGUAUUAUAUUCUCGUCUCCCGAAAGAUGAUGUUCACUCCAAAGAAUCUAGAAUUAAUCAAGUUUUCCAUGGUUCUUCCAUUGUAGAAGGAAAUGAACUCACAAAGACACUUAUUAAAUUGUGUUAUGAUGCAUUUACAGAAAAUAUGGCAGGUGAGACUCAGUUACUGGAGAAGAGAAGACAUUACCAUUGUGCUGCAUAUAACUGUGCCAUUGCAAUUCUCUGCCGUGUAUUCAGUGAAAUGAAAUUUUACCAGGGCUUUCUGUUUACUGAAAAACCAGAAAAGAACUUGCUUAUUUUGGAAAACUUGGUAGACCUGAAACAUUGCUAUACUUUUCCUGUAGAAGUUGAGGUCCCUAUGGAAAGAAAGAGAAGAUAUAUUGCUAUUAGAAAAGAAGCCAGAGAUGCAGCAAAUGGAGAUCCAGAGGGGCCUCAUUAUUUGUCUUCAUUGUCGUAUAUGGCAGACAGUAGUCUGAGUGAGGAAAUGAGUCAAUUUGACUUUUCUACUGGAGUACAGAGCUAUUCAUACAGUACCCAAGAUUCUAAAGCUACUGUUGUUCAUUUCCGGAGACGGGAACGUAUUGACUCUACAGUCCAGGAUGAUGUAAUGGAGUUAGAAAUGGAUGAACUAAAUCAGCAUGAGUGUAUGACAACCAUGACAGCCCUGAUUAAGCAUAUGCAGAGAAAUCAUAUCACACCUCACAUAGAAGAGGGUUCAGAGCCAACAAAUCUUCCUCCAUGGAUGAAGUUUCUUCAUAGUAAAUUGGAAAAUCCAUCAACACCACUAAACAUUCGUCUCUUCUUAGCUAAACUCAUAAUAAAUACUGAAGAAGUGUUCCGGCCAUAUGCAAAACACUGGCUUAAUCCUUUGCUACAGCUGGUUGUUUCUGAAAAUAACGGAGGAGAGGGGAUUCACUAUAUGGUGGUAGAGAUAGUAGUAGUUGUUCUUUCGUGGACAAGCAUCGCUACACCCAAAGGUGUUCCUAAAGAGGAACUGCUGGCAAAUAGAUUACUUCAGUUCUUGAUGAAACACGUCUUUCACCCAAAAAGAGCUGUGUUUAGGCACAACCUUGAAAUCAUAAAAACUGUUGUUGAAUGCUGGAAGGAUUGCUUAUCUAUACCAUACAGGAUAAUAUUUGAAAAGUUUUCCAAUAGAGACCCCAACUCAAAAGACAAUUCUGUAGGAAUUCAGUUAUUAGGAAUCAUAAUGGCAAAUAACUUACCUCCCUAUGAUUCAAAAAGUGGUAUAGAAAGUACAAGGUACUUUCAAGCUUUGGUCAACAACAUGUCUUUUGUAAAGUAUAAAGAAGUGUAUGCAGCUGCAGCAGAAGUGUUGGGAUUAGUUCUUCAGUAUAUUGCUAAGAAGGAAAAUGUGCUGGAGGACUCAGUUUUUGAGUUAGUUGUCAAACAACUGAAGCAACAUCAGAAUACUAAGGAGGACAAAUUUAUUGUAUGUUUAAAUAAAGUAGUGAAGACCUUCCCUCCUCUUGCUGAUAGGUUUAUGAAUGCUGUGUUCUUUUUGCUGCCAAAAUUUCAUGGAGUGAUGAAAACCCUAUGUUUGGAAGUGGUACUGUGUCGUGCAGAAGAAAUACACGAUCUCUACUUACAGUUGAAGAGUAAGGAUUUCAUCCAGAUCAUGAGACAUCGAGAUGAUGAAAGACAAAAAGUGUGUUUGGAUAUAAUUUAUACAAUGCUAGCAAAACUGAAACCAGCAGAACUACGAGAAUUUCUCAGUUGUGUUGUAGAGUUCAUUUCUCAUCCUUCUCCAGUGUGUCGGGAAAAAAUGUAUAACAUCCUGAUGUGGAUUCAUGAUAAUUACAGGGACCCAGAAAGCCAGACUGAUGAAGAAUCCCAGGAAGUAUUUAAACUGGCAAAAGAAGCACUGCUUCAAGGACUAAUGGAUGAUAAUCUUGAACUUCAAUUAAUUAUUAGGAAUUUCUGGAGUCACGAAACCAGGUUACCAUCGAACAUAAUGGAUCGCUUACUGGCCCUGCGGUCCUUAUACUCAACUAAAAUAGAAAUGCACUAUUUGAGUUUAGCAACAAAUUUUCUACUUGAAAUGGCCAGCAAGAGCCCGGAUUAUUCAAGACAUAUAUUUGAACAUCCCCUUUCAGAAUGUAAAUUCCAGGAAUAUAGUAUCGAUUCUGAUUGGCGUUAUCGAAGUACUGUUCUCACCCCAAUGUUUAUUGAGACUCAGGCGUCUCAGAAUACUGCUAGAAACCGAUCACAAGAUGGUUCCCUUUCGCUUCCCCAGACUAAACAAAUAAGAGCUACCCAACAACAUUACGAAUUUACUCCUACACAAAAUACAGCUGGAAGAAACUCUUUUAAUUGGCUAACUGGAAGCAGCAUUGACACAUUUGCAGAAUAUACAAACACAUCAUUGUUUGAAUCAUUAUCUUCUUCCUUGCUGUUUGUUCAUAAGAGAACUGAUAAACCUCAGAGGGCAGCCUUGAAAUCAGUGGGACCUAAUUUUGGAAAAAAAAGAUUGGGAUUGCCAGGAGAUGAAGUAGAUAACAAAACCAAAGGUAUUGAUGAACGGGCAGAAAUCCUAAGGUUGCGAAGGCGAUUUUUAAAGGAUCAAGAGAAGCUUAAUUUGAUUUAUGCCAGAAAAGGUGUUGCGGAACAGAAAAGGGAAAAGGAGAUGAAAAAUGAGUUGAAAAUGAAGCACGAUGCUCAGGUUACUUUGUAUAGAAGUUAUCGUCAAGGAGAUUUGCCUGACAUUCAGAUUGAAUACAGCAGUUUAAUCAGUCCUCUGCAAGCUGUGGCCCAGCGAGACCCGGCCCUUGCAAAGCAGCUCUUUGGCAGCUUGUUUACUGGAAUUUUAAAAGAGGUGGAUAAAUGUAAGAGCCCGUCUGAGAAAAGAAGCAUUACAGAGAAGUUGCUUCUGGAUUUCAACUAUUUUCUAAGUAGCACGAUGUUGUUCUUUCCACCUUUCAUCUCCUGUAUCCAGGAAGUGAGUUACCAGCACUUAGAGCUCCUAAGCCUUGACUCAUCCACUGUGAGCACCAGCUGCCUCGCCAGCUUGCAGCAGCCGGUAGGCAUCCUCCUUCUUGAAAAAGCACUGAUUCAUCUUGCUCCUGCAGAAGAACCACCGUCUAAACGAAUGCGGGGAAAACCCCAGCUCUCUCCAGAUGUCAUCAAAUGGAUUGAACUUGCUAAGUUAUAUAGAUCUAUAGGAGAGUAUGAUGUUCUUCGUGGCAUCUUCAGUGGUGAAAUUAAAACAAAGCAAGUAACACAGAAUGCAUUAUUAGCAGAAGCCAAAAAUGACUAUUCUGAAGCUGCUAAACAGUAUGAUGAGGCCUUAAAUACACAAGAGUGGUUGGAGGGUGAACCUACAGAAGCUGAAAAGGAUUUUUGGGAACUUGCAUCUCUUGAAUGUUAUAAUCACCUCACUGAAUGGAAGUCAUUGGAGUAUUGUUCAACCAUCAGUGUCGAUAGUAAAAAUCCUCCAGACCUUAGCAAAAUAUGGAGUGAGCCAUUUUAUCAGGAAACUUAUCUACCGUACAUGAUUCGCAGUAAGUUAAAGUUACUGCUUCAGGGUGCCAGUGACCAGUCACUCUUAACAUUCAUUGAUGAAGCUAUGAAGAAAGAAUCCCAGAAGACACUCAUAGAAGUUCACUAUAGCCAGGAAUUGAGUCUUCUUUACAUUUUGCAGGAUGAUUUUGACAGAGCAAAAUAUUAUAUUGAAAAUAGCAUUCAGGUUUUUAUGCAGAAUUAUUCCAGUAUUGAUGCUCUUUUACACCAAAGUAGACUAACCAAACUACAGUCUGUGCAAGCUUUAAUAGAAAUUCAAGAUUUUAUCAGCUUUAUGAGUAAACAAGGUAAUUUAUCAUCUCAGGCGCCCCUUAAGAGACUUCUGCGAAUCUGGACAAACAGAUAUCCAGAUGCUAAAAUGGACCCAAUGAACAUCUGGGAUGACAUCAUUACAAAUCGAUGUUUCUUUCUUAACAAAAUUCAGGAGAAGCUUAGUUGUCUGCAACUUGAUGAUAGUAUGGAAGUUGAUGGAGAUGGAAUUUUCAGUGACAAGAUGGCAAUGGAGAAGCAGGAAGAAGAUAUUUACUCGAUGAUUAGAAGCUGCAAGUUUUCUAUGAAAAUGAAGAUGAUCGAGAGUGCCAGAAAGCAGAACAACUUUUCAGUUGCCAUGAAACUAUUAAAGGAACUGCAUAGAGAAUCUAAAACAAGAGAAGACUGGUUGGUGAAAUGGAUUCACAGUUAUUGUCGUUUGAGCCACAGCCGCAGUCAGACACAGAGUAGUUCUGAGCAGAUUCUCACGGUGCUGAAAACCGUCUCGUUACUGGAUGAGAACAUAUCAAGCCACCAGAGCAAGAAUAAUCUGACUUUCCGUAAUCAGAACAUUCUCCUGGGUAUCACUUACAACAUCAUGGCUAGCGCACUCAGUAGUGAGCCGGCUUGUCUUGCCCAAAUCGAAGAAAGUAAAGCUAAAAAAGUUUUAGAGCUUUCUGGAGCCACUUCAGAGGAUGCAGAGAAGAUUAUUGGAGGUCUGCACAAAAAAGCAUUUGAAUAUCUUUUUAAAGCUGCAAGGAGAGCUGAAGAAGAAGUCCAGUCUCAUACUAUUGAGCACGUUGAUGUAGCUGGAGUCAUAGAUGCUUACAUGACCUUGGUAGAUUUCUGUGACAAACAUCUCCGUAAAGAGGAAGAAAGUGCCUCAGUUGUUGAUACUGUGGAGCUGCGAACAUAUCCUGCACUUGUGGUGGACAGGAUGUUAAAAGCCUUAAAAUUAAACUCUAAGGAAGCCAGGCUAAAGUUUCCUCGACUGCUUCAGAUUCUAGAACGGUAUCCAGAAGAGACCUUGGGCCUGAUGACUAAAGAGAUGUCGUGCAUUCCCUGCUGGCAGUUCAUUGGUUGGAUCAGCCAAAUGAUGGCCUUGCUCGAUAAAGAAGAAGCAGUGGCCGUGCAGCACACCAUAGCAGAGAUUGCUGAUAACUAUCCCCAGGCUAUCGUCUAUCCUUUUAUGAUAAGCAGUGAAAACUAUUCCUUUAAAGAUACUUCUGCUGGUCACAAGAAGAAGGAAUUUGUGUCAAGGAUAAAAAGUAAAUUGGAUCAAGGAGGAGUGGUUCAAGAUUUUAUUAAUGCCUUAGAGCAGCUCUCUAAUCCUGAAUUACUCUUUAAGGACUGGGUUGAUAACGUCAGAGGUGAAUUGAUGCAAACCCCUGUAAAUAAAAAAAAAAUUGAAAAAAUGUAUGAAGAAAUGUAUGCAAUCUUAGGAAACUUAGGGGUUCCUGGCCUUGGGGCCUUUAGAAAGAAGUUUAUUCAGACCUAUGGAAAAGAGUUUGACAAAUACUUUGGAAAAAGAGGUUCAAAGAUAUUAGUUAUGAAACCCAGUGACUUCAACAGCAUUGCUACAGCUUUACUUGAUAAAAUGAAGGAAGACUCCAGACCACCUGGGAAUCUGAAAGAAUGCUCACCCUGGAUGAGCAACUUCAAAGUAGAAUUCUUGAGGAAUGAGCUAGAGGUUCCUGGUCAAUAUGAUGGCAAAGGGAAGCCAUUACCAGAAUACCAUGCAAAAAUAACUGGAUUUGAUGAACGGGUCAAAGUAAUGACAUCCAUCAGAAAGCCCAAACGUAUCACCAUCCGAGGCAAUGAUGAGAAAGAAUAUCCUUUCCUUGUGAAGGGAGGGGAGGAUCUGAGACAGGAUCAGCGCAUCGAGCAACUGUUUGAGGUCAUGAAUAUCAUCCUUUCACGAGAUGCUGCUUGUAGCCAAAGGAACAUGCGGUUAAAAACUUACCACGUCGUCCCCAUGACCACCAGAUUAGGAUUGAUUGAAUGGAUAGAAAACACCUGUACAUUAAAGGAGCUUCUUUUAAAUAAUAUGUCUGAAGAGGAGAAAGCUGCUUAUGAAAGUGGCCCCAAAGCCCCACAUUUGGAAUACGGGACCUGGCUAGCAAAAAUAACUGGAAAACAAGAUAUUGGUGCCUAUAUGUUAAUGUACAGACGAGCCAAUCGUACAGAAGCUACCACAUCUUUCAGAAACCGAGAGACUAAAGUACCAGCAGAUUUGUUAAGGAGGGCCUUUGUUAAAAUGAGUACAACCCCUGAGGCCUUUCUGGCUCUUCGAUCCCAUUUUGCCAGUUCUCAUGCACUGAUGUGUAUCAGCCACUGGAUUCUAGGGAUUGGAGAUCGGCAUCUAUCCAAUUUCAUGAUCAACAUGGAGACAGGUGGCAUGAUUGGAAUAGAUUUUGGGCAUGCAUUUGGAUCAGCUACACAGUUUCUACCAGUCCCUGAGUUGAUGCCUUUUCGUCUAACUCGCCAAUUUAUCAAUCUGAUGUUACCAAUGAAAGAAACUGGUCUUAUCUACAGUGUCAUGGUGCAUGCUCUAAGAGCCUUUCGCUUAGAUCCAGAUCUUCUCAUCAGCACCAUGGAUGUAUUUGUAAAGGAACCUUCUUUAGAUUGGAAGAACUUUGAACAAAAGAUGUUGAAAAAAGGAGGAUCAUGGACCAGAGAAAUCAACAUUACUGAAAUAAACUGGUAUCCUUUGCAGAAAAUAAAUUAUGCUAAGAGAAAGUUAGCAGGAGCCAAUCCUGCAGUCAUUACUUGUGAUGAAUUACGCCUGGGCCAUGAGAAAGUCUCUGCCUUUGAGUAUUAUGUGUCCGUAGCUCGAGGAAAUAGAGAUUACAACAUUCGUGCUGAACAACCAGAAGACGGGCUUUCAGAAGAGACUCAAGUCAAGUGUCUUAUGGAUCAGGCUACAGACCCCAAUGUGCUUGGCAGGACUUGGACAGGAUGGGAGCCCUGGAUGUAAAUCUGUAGAGAAGAGGAAGGUAUCAAAGAAAAAUUACCUGAAGUUCUUAGAAUUAAAUAGGCCCUGAAGCACUGAAGAAAAGAAACCUAGUUUGAACUUCAUUUUGUGGAAUUGAAUGUGAUUCAUGGUCAUGAUAAAAACUAAUGCCAUUAUAACAGUAAGAAUAACGUUUAUAGCAGGAGAAAAAAUAUAGGCCCACACCAAGACCAAAGAUGAGAUGCUUUUUAAAAACUAUAGGUCUUUUUCAUUUAAGCAUGUUCUAGAUGCUCAAGUUAGCUAUCCACCUACAUCCGUUGUGAUUUUAUCCACUAUCAUCUUGGGAAGUUUCUUAGCAAACUGACAACUAAUAAGGUUGAAAUUUUCAUGUAUUAUUCAAACUGGUCAUAGAAAUGGGAGGUAAUGACCCACCCGUAGCCAGAAUCUGGGGGAAAAAAAAAAGACCAAAAGCAUACAUUAUUUGCUGCUUGUAAUUACUGUCUUUUAACUUUUCUUUAUAAAUAAAACAAUAGUAGACCCAUACUAAUGUCCUAUUUUGGAUCCAUUUUAUAGGGUUUUUUUUUUCCUCUUCUCAGUUUUGGCAGAUUUACUUAAAAGAAAAAAUCUUUGAGAAAAAUUUGGCCUAUAUGACCAAUUUCUGCUAGUCUGAUCCAUAAAGGAGAAAAGAUAAAAAGUGCCUUGAGUUAAACUUAUACAUUUACAUUCCUCUCUUAUCCUCAGCACAAAGAUAACUUCAAUGAAUCCCCACAUAUGCUGACAAAUGAUACCAAAGUACAAUGCGUCUUGUUUGUGAAAUAUUAAAAAUGACUCUACAUUUGAAGAAAUUCCAUACUUCAAACACAAAACUGCAAGCAUUACAGAUCAGUGAAGAACUCAUUUAGAAUUAACAAGAUUGUGUAAUUAAAAAUCACUUCUUUAGUAAGCACUGAAGUCUCAGCUCCCCUUAACAUGUCCUCAGGACAGUGAUGCUUUUUAUGGUGACUAAUUUUUUGGAACCAUUCGUAGACCUCAGUGUGAAAUAAAAUUGGGCUUAAAUGAUGAUAGGUAUAAUAAAGUUAAUAUUGGACACAGCAUGUCUGGCAGGUAUGAAGUUGUAAAGUCUAGAGUUGGGGCUUGUUAAAAGGAAAAUGAAUAAUACAGGUUGGUUGUCUUUUUUUUUUAAGUAGUUUCGACAGAAUAAUUCAACUUCUCUAGUAAUGCAUUGUGUCACUAGUUAAUUCUAGUAUAGUCAGAUGGAUCCCAUUAUGGCACUGAAACAUUUAUAUUUUGUGAAGAGUGUUCUCAACAAAUGACAUUUAUUCAGCCAAAAUAUUUUAUCUUUUCAGGAAAAAUAAGUGAGAUCAUGUAUGUGAAAAUCUACUAUGUAUAAAAUCCAGUGGAUACUCUUUGCUGCAUCAUGGAGACAAUCAGACCAGAAUUUAGCUAACUUUUGAUUUGGACUGUUCAAAAAAUACUCCAUUUUCUUUAGCUAUUAUAAUUUUGAUUUUUUUUCCCUCACAUAUGCAAAUGCAACUGAAUAUAUCCAAUCCUGAUUUUAAAUGUUUGUUUCCUUAUAAUGUGGAAUGAGUUUGAUUUAUCUGCAUUGUGUGAAAUUGCUGAACUUGUGAACUACUUUUUACAUUUUAUAUCAAUAAAAGAAAUGUCACUUCAA